CACAAUGAAGAGGGAACUUUCUCACAACAUGAUGACUUGUGGCACCACGAUGCAGUCAGUGAAAUCAGCUGGAUUGUCUCUGCUUCUGAUGUCUUUUCUUCUUUACGUAGCUGAUUCUUACCCCAGCAUGGACUCACCAAACAUGGGCUGUCCGGAGUGCGCACUGAGAAGGAACAACCAUUUGCCUGGCGACCACCCAAUCUACCAGUGCGUGGGCUGCUGCUUCUCCAGAGCUUACCCGACACCUCUCUGGUCCUUGAAGACCAUGAGGAUCCCAAAGAACAUCACCUCAGAGUCAACAUGCUGUGUUGCGAGUCGCAGCUACGAGGUAGAGUCAGACAUGGUUAAUAUAAAAGUAUUAAACCAUACAGAGUGUCACUGCAGCACCUGCCACCAUAACAAGAUAUGAAGACGGACCUGGAGACCUUUCUGCAGCGCUUAACUUGGCAACAAAUUCUAUCACUUUUACAAUGUAUGUUGAUAUGUUGCCAGAUAAUGUUUUUGUAGCAAUACUGUCUGUAUAAUAAGCCUGUGUUUUAGUUGGUAGAUGUAUAUGAUUCAUUGUAA
This is a messenger RNA of Notothenia coriiceps (black rockcod), 567 nucleotides long. RefSeq names its product glycoprotein hormones, alpha polypeptide (gene cga). The transcript has 4 exons. Bases 5 to 409 code for a protein of 134 amino acids. The record is from RefSeq and is a predicted model, not a curated record. Gene Ontology annotation, molecular function: follicle-stimulating hormone activity. Gene Ontology annotation, cellular component: extracellular region; follicle-stimulating hormone complex. Lineage: Eukaryota; Metazoa; Chordata; Actinopteri; Perciformes; Nototheniidae. Gene Ontology annotation, biological process: positive regulation of steroid biosynthetic process; thyroid hormone generation.